Messenger RNA from Ipomoea triloba (trilobed morning glory), 1608 nucleotides. RefSeq names its product putative UDP-glucuronate:xylan alpha-glucuronosyltransferase 4. NCBI's taxonomy places the organism in Eukaryota, Viridiplantae, Streptophyta, Magnoliopsida, Solanales, Convolvulaceae. The transcript has 2 exons. Gene Ontology annotation, molecular function: glycosyltransferase activity. The coding region runs from base 1 to 1608 and encodes 535 amino acids. The record is from RefSeq and is a predicted model, not a curated record. Gene Ontology annotation, biological process: xylan biosynthetic process.
AUGGCAGUCAAGCCUUCCCUUUCAAGUCCCAAGAUUUUCACCUUUGCUCUCAUAUCUGUUUGUCUAACUCUCAUUUUUGUGACAACCAUCAAAUUCCUAGAAGGAACCUAUGAAAAACACCCAAAAUGGAUCCUCCCUAUACCAGUCCAAAAGCCUAGUUGGUACCAAGUAUUGGAAACCAAAAUAGAUGUUACAAGAAUGAAGAUUGGUCUAGUGAAUGUUUAUAGUGUGGAGAAGGAGAUUAAGGGUUUACCGGAAAAAGCGGAGGUGAUUAAUGUGAAGUUUGGUCGUGUGAAUGGGAGUGUUCGGUGGACAAACUUAUUCCCGGAAUGGAUAAACGAAGAACGACCUCAAAAGUGCCCGGAAAUACCAAUGCCGAGGUUUGAGGACUACAAGGAUGUGAAUGUUGUUGUGGCUAGGGUUCCAUGCAGGGGUUCAACAGAUGUGUUUAGGUUACAAGUGAACUUAGUGGUUGCUAAUCUUGUGGUGAGAAAUGGAUGGGGAAAUGGGAGAAGUUAUAAGGAAAUGCAUGUUGUUUUCAUUGGCUCUUGUGAGCCAAUGUUGGAGAUUUUCAGGUGUGAGGAUAUGUUAUGGCAUGAAAGACAUGAUGCAUGGGUAUAUAAGCCUGACUUGAGAAAGCUGAGGCAGAAAGUGGCCGUGCCAGUAGGAACUUGCCAACUUGCUCAUCCAUUUGAUGAACCAAGUCAAGAAUUACAGGGAAGAGCCUCUAACAAGACCCUACGCCAGCCAAGAGAGGCUUACGUAACUAUCAUCCAUUCAUCAGAAGCCUACGUCUGUGGUGCAAUAGCUUUGGCUCAAAGCAUCAAGCAAUUCACAUCGACAAAAGACCUAAUCCUCCUAAUUGACGAAACUAUCUCUCAAAAAUCCCUCAGUGGUCUCAGAGCAGCGGGAUGGAAAACUAAGAAAAUAAAGAGGAUUCGAAGUCCACAUGCAGAGAAAAAUGCAUACAAUGAAUGGAACUACAGCAAACUUCGGAUAUGGCAACUUGUGGAGUACGAUAAACUUAUCUUCAUAGACUCAGAUUUCAUUCUCCUGAGAAAUUUGGACAAGUUUUUCACAUACCCACAAUUAUCAGCAGUUGGGAAUAGCAGACAUGUGUUCAACUCCGGUCUAAUGCUAGUAGAACCCUCAGAAUGUACCUUCAAAACCCUAAUGCAGAAAACAAAGACCACUGGCUCAUACAAUGGGGGUGAUCAAGGGUUCUUGAAUGAAGUUUUCUCGUGGUGGCACCGGUGGCCAGCUGCCUUAAAUUUUCUAAAGGAUUACCUAGUAGUUCCGGAUGAUAAACGUGAAGUACCAAAGAAUGUGUACACUGUGCAUUUUCUAGGGAUGAAACCAUGGAAGUGUUAUCGAGAUUAUGAUUGUAACUGGGAUAGCUUGGAAAACCAACGUUUUGCAAGUGACAUGGCUCACACAAUGUGGUGGAAAGUUUAUGAGAAAAUGCCUGAGAAUCUACAGCAUUAUUGUGCUCUUGAUCCACAGGUGGAAACCGAGAUAAGAAUGUGGAGGGAGAAUGCUAAAAAUGCCAGUUUUGCUGAUGGACACUGGAAAGUUCCAGUGAAAGAUCCAAGAAGUUUCCUUACAUGA